This is a messenger RNA of Halteromyces radiatus, 2047 nucleotides long. RefSeq names its product Metallo-dependent phosphatase-like protein. The record is from RefSeq and is a predicted model, not a curated record. NCBI's taxonomy places the organism in Eukaryota, Fungi, Mucoromycota, Mucoromycetes, Mucorales, Cunninghamellaceae. Gene Ontology annotation, biological process: sphingomyelin catabolic process. Gene Ontology annotation, molecular function: sphingomyelin phosphodiesterase activity. Bases 46 to 1965 code for a protein of 639 amino acids. The transcript is spliced from 9 exons.
UUUUUUUUUCUUAUCUAUUAUCUAAUAUUUAUUUCCGUAGUAAUAAUGAAGCUUUGCUUUUCAUUAUUACUUGUUUUAUUAACACUUCAACUUUGUGAGGCUUUACCUCACUUUCUUCAAAGUCCUUUUGAUUAUUUGAAAAGUCGUUUUCGUCAAAAUGAUAUUGAAGCUGAAGAUAAACUUUAUCAUACUACUCGUCAUUGGCUUGAUGCAAAGUCUAUUGCUACCUCUUGUACUGGAUGUAUUAGUGCUCUCAAAGUUGUCAAAAGUUUAUCUUAUGCUUCUGAAAGUUUAUUGGUCCGAACACUUACCAAUGUUUGUAAACGAACGAAAAAAGUCUCUCCUGAAGUUUGUAAAGGUCUUAUGGAAGAACAAUUACCUAUUGCUCGAAAAGUUAUCAAGACAAUGUCAAUUUCCGGGCGUGAUGGUCAUCUGUUUUGUGCUGCUGUUGCGAAUUCCUGUCCAUAUCCUGAUUUAGAACCCUGGAAUGUCACUUUUCCCAAAGAAAAACCCUCAGAACCUAAGGAAACUCCACCUUCUGGAGAAAUCAUGACCAUUCUUCAACUCAGUGAUUGGCACGUGGAUCCUCAUUAUGAAGUCAAUUCUGAUGCUGUAUGUGAUAAUCCUAUUUGUUGUCGUGCUGCCAAUACUGAUUAUAAUAAUAUUACAAAACCUGCAUCCGAAUGGGGUGAAUAUACAUGUGAUCCACCACUCAAAUUGAUAGAAUCCAUGUUGAAACAUAUUCCAAAGGUUGAAAAAGAAAUUGAAUUUGGAAUUCUGACUGGUGAUAUUCCUCCACACGAAAUAUGGUCCACUUUACCUUUUAUGAAAACACAACGUAUGCAUGAAAAUGCUUAUGCUUUACUACACACACAUUUUGAUACCAAGGAUCAUCUUAACUCUGUCUUAUACCCAUCAGUUGGCAAUCAUGAAGCUGCACCUACAAACAAUUUCCCUCUCAAGUCAACCAAACUUCCACAAGAGAAAGGUCUUGAAUAUCUCUCAUUGAAAUGGUUAUAUAGAUCAUUAGCAAAGAAUUGGCGUGGAUGGCUUUCAGAUAUGCCCAAUUUCUCUGUACAAACGAGUACUGGUAGUUAUGUGACAAGACCCUUACCUGGUUUGAAGCUUAUCAGUAUGAAUACCAACUUUUGUUAUACUUUGAAUUUAUGGUUAUAUGAAAGACCGGCAGAAUUGGAUCCGAAUGGGAUUUUGAUAUGGUUAAUUCAACAAUUACAAGAAUCUGAAGAUGCUGGAGAACGUGUUUGGAUCAUUGGUCAUAUUGCUCCUGGUGAUUCAACUUGUUUCCAUGACUAUUCAAAUUAUUACUAUCAAAUUGUGGAACGAUAUGCACCUCAUGUGAUUGCUGGUCAAUUCUUUGGACAUACCCACAAGGAUGAAUUACAAAUAUUUUACCGUGAUGGGGUACAAACAGCAUCCAAUGCUAUCUCUACAGCAUAUGUAGCUCCUUCUAUGACUCCUUAUCUCCACGUCAAUCCUUCAUUCAGGAUUUACAAGGUAGAUAGACAAUCAUUUCAGGUAGUGGAUUCUAUUACUUACACAGCUGAUCUUGAUCAAUCUAAUACAUGGGAGGAUUCACCAAAUUGGCAUAUUGAAUAUUCAGCAAAACAAGAAUACAAUUCAUCAAAAGCAUUUUUACCAUCUACUAAUUCCCCUCUCACACCAGAAUGGUGGCACAAAGUAACUGAAGAAAUGGAAGACAAUCAAGAAGUUUUUAACAAAUACUGGCGACACCGUGUCCGAUCUAGUCCCAAAAUCCCUCCAUGUGAUGAACAAUGUCAAUCCAAUGCCAUUUGUGCUAUUCGUGCAGGCAAAUCUGAACUUCGAUGUGAUUAUGAUUCUGAUGUUUUAUUCCGAGUUGGUCGUCCUAACAAUAUGUCUUCUUUCUCUGGUCCUCUAUCUGAACCUCAUCCUUGUGGUUUGAACUUGAUGGGUGAUCAUUCAUAGAUUUUUUUUUAUUAUUAUUAUUAUAUUUUAGAUAGUUUUAUUUAUGCAAUCAUAUAUAACUGUAGAAUUAUGUGUUUAUCAU